AGCGUUUGGCUGUAUUUAGCGGAAGUAGAAAGGGUGUCGCUAGUGGCAUUCACAAAACUUUACAAUUUGUACCAACAUUCUCGUUUAAAUCACCGUAAAUGGCUUACCCAGGAUACGGUGGGUAUGGCAGCCCAAUGCCACCCCAAGGAAUGCCUGGAGGGCCAAUGGGGAGACCACUGCCCAAUCACAUGGGUGGACCAAUGCUUGGCCCAAUGGGAGGCGCACCGCCCCAGGUUGGUGGAUAUGCCCCCUAUGGAGGAGGCUAUCCGGGCACAUAUGGCGCUUUGACCCCAGCUGCCAAUGACCCAAUGUGGGGUUACUUCACAGCCAUUGCUGGCCAGGACGGUGAGGUGGAUGCAAUGGAGUUGCAGAGGUGUUUAACUCAGUCUGGCUUCACCGGAACCUACAGCCCAUUUAGCCUGGAGACGUGCAGAAUCAUGAUUGCGAUGCUCGAUAGGGAUUUCACAGGCAAGAUGGGCUUCAGUGAGUUCAAGGAGCUGUUUGUGGCGCUCAACGGCUGGAAGCAGAACUUCACAAUGUUUGACCGAGACAGGAGUGGUACUGUUGAGCACCAUGAGCUGACCCAGGCAAUCAGCUCUAUGGCAGGAUACCGCAUCAGUCCUCAGGCUCUAAACGCCAUCAUCAAGCGCUACAACAAAGGCGGUCGCAUCUACUUUGACGACUACGUGGCCUGCUGCGUCAAGCUCCGUGCCCUCACAGAUCAUUUUAAGAGGAGAGAUACCAUGCAUCAAGGCUCUGUGCACUUCGGCUACGAUGAUUUCAUCCUGUGCACAAUGGCCAUAUAGGGAGGUGCUGGUGGGCGGAGCUCUGAGUCCCAAAUCUCUUGGGGAUCCAAUCAGGGAUUGUCCAAAGACCAAUCACUGUACAACAAUAUCAAUCGUGGCCAGUCGGGUCUCUGGAGGGGUUACAGACAAGUGACUUUGUUGCCUGUAAAGCUUGCUAUAACAUUUAGAAUGUAUUUUCUGAUUGAUGCACACAUACUCAUAUCAUUUAAAUGUAUAAAGCCAAAGGAUAGUAAUAGUUUGAAUAAGAGAUUCUGUGACACCUGUGCCAUUUAAUACCUGCAUAUAUGAAUGGGUUAUAUGCAAUGUGUAUUUUUUUUCUAGUCUCCAAAAGAGAGAGCGCACAUAACUGAAGUCGGAGAGAUGAUAUUUUCUUACUCAGACUGUUUUUUCAAUCUUGUGUGCUUUGUGUUGAUUGUCUUUGUACAAUGGUGUAUUUUUCCAAGCGCAUUUACACGUGUGUUCAAUUUCAUUAAAGGACAUAAGAACAUA
Hippocampus comes (tiger tail seahorse) is the source of this 1295-nucleotide messenger RNA. It is a transcript of the gene gca, whose product is annotated as grancalcin. NCBI's taxonomy places the organism in Eukaryota, Metazoa, Chordata, Actinopteri, Syngnathiformes, Syngnathidae. The transcript has 8 exons. Gene Ontology annotation, molecular function: calcium ion binding. The record is from RefSeq and is a predicted model, not a curated record. Bases 99 to 806 code for a protein of 235 amino acids.